Molecule: messenger RNA, 1581 nt
Organism: Strongyloides ratti
Lineage: Eukaryota; Metazoa; Nematoda; Chromadorea; Rhabditida; Strongyloididae
Product: G protein-coupled receptor, rhodopsin-like family and Cholecystokinin receptor family and GPCR, rhodopsin-like, 7TM domain-containing protein
Exons: 6
Coding region: 1-1581 (526 amino acids)
Biological process (GO): neuropeptide signaling pathway
Cellular component (GO): membrane
Molecular function (GO): neuropeptide receptor activity
Source: RefSeq, a predicted model, not a curated record
AUGAAUUACAAUGAUAGCGGAGAAAAUGGAUUUGAUAAUAAUUUACCGUUACAUAAUAAUUAUGAAAAAAGUUUACUUCCUCAUUUAGAGAUAACUUAUAUUGCUUGGAUUGUUUGUUGUUCUGUUAUUUUUUGUCUUUCUGUUUUUGGCAAUCUUAUGGUUGUUUAUGUUUUAACAUCAACAAGAUAUAUGAGAACAUCAACCAAUUUUUAUCUUUUAAAUCUUGCCUUAUCAGACCUUUUGUUAUCUGUAAUUUGUAUGCCGGUUACUGUAAUUCAAACAAUAUAUAGAAGUUGGUUAUUUGGAGACAUAUUAUGUAUAAUAUUUUCAUAUACACAACCUGUAUCAGUUUCUGCUUCGGCAUACACCUUGGCUGCCAUUGCAAUGGAACGUUAUAUUGCUAUUUGUAAACCAUUUCAAUCACGUCUGGUUCAGACAAAAUCACAUGCCUGUCUUAUGAUAUGUAUUGUAUGGUCAGUUGCCUUUGUUGUUAAUCUUGGUUUUCUUUUUAAUAUUGAAAAUAUUUCUUAUGAUCCUGAAAAUCCUGACUUGAAAAUGUGUACAAGUACAGCUUCAUAUAAGACAAAAUUUUUUUAUCAAAUAUAUGUUACAAUUGUUUUAUUAGUUGUUCCUUUAAUUUUAAUGGGUGUAUUAUAUGGAUAUGUAAUUUCUUCAUUAAAAAUGGGAAUAAAAAUGGAUAUUGCUGCUAUAGGAAUUGAAAGUAAUAAUGAUAUUUCAUCAUUUCAAAUAAGUGAAAUCAAUAAAAAACAAUCUAAAAUUUCAAUAGAUUCAGUGAAACGAAAAUGUAAUUAUGAAAUUUCUCGUAAUCCAGCUACUGAAAAAUUAUUAAAUGAUGAGUCAAAAAAAUUAACAUCUAAUGGAAGAAGUGCAACAUCAACAUUUAUUCAUGGUUCACCAUAUGAAAAUACUAAUGAUGAUAAAGAUAAAAAUCCAAAUCAAGUUUAUGGAAAAUUUUCUGUAACAACACUAGAAACAACAGUAAGAUCAACACACUCAUCAAAAAUAAUAUUAACUAAACAAAGACUUAUUCGUAUGCUUAUUGUUAUUGUAAUUAUAUUUUUUAUUUGUUGGACUCCCACUUAUAUUUACUGGCUUUUGGUAUCAGCUUCUGACUACUUUUCAGAUGGAACAUUAUGGAAUGAUAAUAUGAAUUUAAUUUUAACAUCAAUUUCUUAUGUUGCAACAUGUGCAAAUCCAAUUACUUAUUGUUUUUUAAAUGCUAAAUUUAGGAAUGCACUAUUACAUGUGAUGGGAUGUAAAAAAUAUGAUCGUCGUCCAAUAAACUUCAAAGAUAAACAUAAUCACGCUAGAUAUGCUUUAAGGCAUGAUCUUGGAACAACGGAUAGCAAUUCCAAUUUACGGGUUAACAAUAAUAAUAAAGAAGGAAAACCACCAUUACCAAAACAAGUAAAAAAACAAUAUCGUCAUUCUAUAAGUACCAAUGACUACACAUCAAUAAUAUCAGAUGAAAAAAAGAAAGCAGGAAAACAAGAGUACACAAAUUGUGAUGUAACAGAGAUCUCAAGUAUAAUAAAUAGAUUCAUUCUUUUUACCUUUUAG